Messenger RNA from Cyphellophora europaea CBS 101466, 594 nucleotides. RefSeq lists its product as uncharacterized. Bases 1 to 594 code for a protein of 197 amino acids. The transcript is spliced from 3 exons. Lineage: Eukaryota; Fungi; Ascomycota; Eurotiomycetes; Chaetothyriales; Cyphellophoraceae. The record is from RefSeq and is a predicted model, not a curated record.
AUGUCUACCGACCCGUACAAGGAAAAGAACAAGGAGGAGCCCGGCACGGCCGAGAAGAUCAAGGACCUCUCCGACUUCAUCAGCAGCUCCAAAUUCGGCAUGAUGACCACCAGGGCACCCUCCGGGGGCCUCCUCGUGUCUAGAGCCAUGGGUGUUGCAGCACAGGAAGCCGACGGCCUGGACCUAAUCUUCCACACCAACACCGACUCUGGCAAGACCGACGACCUCGCCUCGGACCCACACGUCAACAUCUCCUUCCUCGACGCCACGGGAAACUGGGCCUCCAUCUCCGGCGUCGCCAGCGUGCUCGACGACCGCGCCGCCGUGAAGAAAUACUACUCCCCGUCCCUCAAGGCGUGGCUGGGCGACCUCGGCGACGGGGUCCACGACGGGAGCGAAAAUGACCCGCGCAUCGGCGUCAUCAAGGUCGCGGCCAAGACGGCGACGUACGCGGUCAAUCGUGGCACGAUGGUGGGGAGGGCGGUGGAGAUCGUGAAGGGCGCGGUGACGGGCGAGGCGGCGCAGGUCAACAAGUUGAGGGAGAUCAGUGAGGGCGAGAUUGCCGCCUAUCGCAAGGGCUCGUCCUCGACUUGA